GAGAGAGCAAACCCAAAAGAAAAAAUAGCAAUGGGUACGCUUUACGAGGCAGAGAAACCUCAUGCCAUUUUCAUCCCAUAUCCAGCACAAGGCCACAUAAGUCCGAUGCUAAAGCUAGCAAAGCUCCUCCACAACAAAGGCUUCCACAUAACCUUCGUCAACACAGAAUACAACCACAAGCGGCACCUCAAAGCCAGAGGCCCCAACUCCCUCGAUGGCUUGCCUGACUUUCAGUUCAGAACCAUCCCGGACGGGCUGCCAACGUCGGAGGUGAAGGACGCCACACAAGAUGUGCCAUCGCUUUGCUACUCCACCUCCCGCAAUUGCUUGGCUCCACUUUGCAGCCUGAUUUCAGAGAUCAAUUCAAGCCAUAUGCCGCCUGUUUCUUGUGUUGUUGGUGAUGGUGUCAUGACUUUCACCAUCUUGGCUGCCCGUCAGUUUGGGAUCCCCAUCGCCAUUUUUUGGACGGCGAGUGCUUGUGGGUGCCUUGGAUAUAUGCAGUAUAGAAAGCUUGUUGAGCAGGGCGUUGUGCCUUUUAAAGAUAAAAACUUUAUGACAAACGGUGAUCUAGAAACAACGAUCGAAUGGAUUCCACCCAUGGAAAGAAUUCGUCUAAGAGAUAUCCCAAGUUUCAUUAGAACAACCGAUGAAAAUGACAUAAUGCUCAACUUUUUCAUCCAACAAUGUGAUGCUCUCCCUAAAGCUUCAGCAAUAAUUAUAAACACAUUUGAUUCACUUGAGCAUCACGUGUUGGAAUCACUUUCUUCCAAGCUUCCUCCCAUUUACCCAAUUGGUCCAAUCAAUUCCUUGGUUUCCGAGCUGAUCGAUGACAAGAAAGUCAAGGAAAUUCGUUCGAAUCUAUGGAACGAGCAAUCCGAGUGCGUCGAGUGGCUGAAUUCCAAGGAACCCAACUCCGUGUUGUACGUGAACUUUGGAAGUAUCACGGUGAUGAAUGAAGAGCAACUGAUUGAGUUUGCAUGGGGACUUGCAAAUAGCAAGAAGCCAUUCUUGUGGAUCACAAGACCUGAUCUUGUGGAAGGGAAAUCAGCAAUGUUGCCAAUUGAGUUCUUGGAAGAGACAAGAGAAAGAGGUAUGUUGGCUAAUUGGUGUAACCAAGAGGAGGUUUUGAAGCAUGGUUCGAUUGGAGCGUUUUUGACACAUAGUGGAUGGAACUCGACGAUGGAAAGUAUUGUGAGCGGAGUACCGAUGAUUUCAUGGCCGUUUUUUGCUGAGCAACAAACGAAUUGUCGCUAUUGUAAUACCGAGUGGGGAAACGGUAUGGAGAUCGAUAACAAUGUGAAGAGAGAUGAAGUCGAGAAGCUUGUGAGAGAGUUGAUGGAAGGGGAAAAGGGUGAGAUCAUGAAGAAAAAUGCUAAGGAGUGGAAGAGGAAGGCCGAGGAGGCUUGCAAGAUUGGUGGUUCGUCGUGCACAAAUUUGGAUCGAGUUAUUAACGAAGUUCUUCUAUCCAAUUAGACUAUCAAUCGGGGAAAA
This is a messenger RNA of Cucurbita maxima (winter squash), 1491 nucleotides long. RefSeq names its product 7-deoxyloganetin glucosyltransferase-like. The transcript is spliced from 2 exons. NCBI's taxonomy places the organism in Eukaryota, Viridiplantae, Streptophyta, Magnoliopsida, Cucurbitales, Cucurbitaceae. The record is from RefSeq and is a predicted model, not a curated record. Gene Ontology annotation, molecular function: UDP-glycosyltransferase activity. Bases 31 to 1473 code for a protein of 480 amino acids.